Paramecium octaurelia is the source of this 1393-nucleotide messenger RNA. The record is from the annotation of a GenBank genome assembly. Lineage: Eukaryota; Ciliophora; Oligohymenophorea; Peniculida; Parameciidae.
AUGCAAAAAUAAACUUAGUUGACCAAGUUUUUCUCAAAGAAAACCUAGGACUAGUAGUAAUCUCCUGUCAGAACCAAAUUCAAUUAAGAUGUAAGGUUAUAAGUGAAUAUUUUGGUAGUUAUUCUUUUGUACUCCUCCAACAUAAGAAAUUCAAUUCAAGACAGAUAAUCCCAAUGCUAAGAAGAAAGGCCCUAUUAAUUUAGACAAUUGGAUUCGGAAGUCUUCCUUAUAAUAAAAGAAGUGGUAUUUUUACAUCUCAUAUGAAAAAGGCCAUUUUUACCAAAAAAUUUGAUCUAUUAGAUUUACAAAUUCUUACAGUUAAGAGAAUGCGCUACUUGUUCCUAAGUUUGCAAAUUCUGGAUGAUUUGCUACAAUGAUAUCUAUUUCUCUUAUAGUUUCUUCAGGGAGUUCGAAACAUCAAGGUAAUUCAUUCAAUUUAAUUAUUUGAGAUUUAAUGAGAAGGAACUUGCUACUGUGUUGAAACGAUCGAGCAAACAAUUGAAGCACAUUAAGAAAGUAAGAGACAUAAUAAAGGGAUAAAAAAUAAGUUCAUUUUUGGAGAAAACAGAACUAAGCACAAUGUUAUCAGAUAACUCAUAACAACAAGGAUCUCUGUUAGAAUUAUUUAAAUUAGAACCAAAAAAACAAUAUGCAUCUGUGUUUUUGACGGAUAAAGAUUUAAAUAGCAUUUGUACAGAGAGUUAGUAAUAUUUUUUAAUCUAAUCAUUUUAGUAAAUCACUUCAAUAUAUACAAUUGAUAAGCUGUUAAUUCAUGACUGGCAAAGGAUUUGAAAUUAUAGGAAAAUGUUCCCAAUUAAGCCUAAUAAAUAUCUAAAGCAAUGGCAAUUUGAAGGAUGAUAAUAUCAAAAUUAUCUUAGAGUAACUACAAGGACUCAAGACCUUAAUGCUGUUAAAAUGCGAUGGCUUAACAAAUUACAUUUUUGAAAUAAUAGGAAAUACGUGUAAAAGACUUGAAAGGCUAGACAUUGGAAGCAAUCCUUAGUUGGAUCUAAAAUAAGUAAGUCAUUUGUCUAUCUAAUCUAAUAGUGUAGUUCUUUGAAGACGAUUGAAACUUUGCAAUCAUUUUCAAUCAAGGACAACGUUGUGACAAACGAGGCUUUAGAAAUAAUUACCACCAAUCUCUACAAAUUGCAUAGUCUCAAUCUAGAGGGAUGCCAGGAAAUCAAUAGUUAUUCUCUGAAGCAAAUCUAGAAAUUGAAUUUGCAGAGAAUAAAUUUGAAAAAAAUAUAAUUCAAGGAGGAGGGUAUUAUUUAAUUGCUAUAAUAUAGACAUUUACAAUUUUAUUCUUAAUGCACAGAGUAUAAAAUUAAUGCUUGUGAAUAAUAAUUUAUUGAGUACUCGUGUAGAGAAGAUCAUCCUUUCUAGACAAUGA